Messenger RNA from Cordyceps fumosorosea ARSEF 2679, 1887 nucleotides. RefSeq names its product Amidase signature domain protein. The transcript has 9 exons. Lineage: Eukaryota; Fungi; Ascomycota; Sordariomycetes; Hypocreales; Cordycipitaceae. The record is from RefSeq and is a predicted model, not a curated record. Bases 1 to 1887 code for a protein of 628 amino acids.
AUGAAACCGCUCUUCACUGCCGUCAUUGCAGGGGUCAACUACCUCCUUCACCCUGAUGUGCUGGGUAUGAUUCAAGAGGACAUCAAUCCGGAUGCCGUUCUCCCCGUCACGCUCAUCAGCACAGAGGAGCUCAACAGUCCCAACCUCGAUGCCUUUCUCAAGGGGCUCGAACUCUAUGACGACGUCUACUCGAGCGAGUUCGCCUUUGCACUGGUAGAGAAGCCCGGUGCCAAUGAAACGACGCGUAGUAGGAGCAAACGGACCGCCGACGUACCCGGCAGGCAGACCUUCACCGUGCAGGUCACUGACACUCGCCCCGAUGAGGCCGCCAAGCCGUCGCCUUUUUCUACCCUACCCACGGGCCCGUACAUCCUACAUGGCAAGGAGCUUCACCAAGCGUACAGGAUCUACGAGGAUGAGCUCGGGGCUUUCUCAGCAGGCCUCGUGCCCGAAAAGCACAACAGCAGUGACCAGUUUGUUGAUUUGGGCGAUCGCCUGCCCAACGGUACCUACCGUUCCGUAGCUGUGCCGUCCCGGCUGUACUUUCCUGGCCCGUCUAUCCGCAAACCGCUCUCCGGCCUGCGCUACGCCGUCCCCGAGGACUUUGACGUGCGUGGCCUGCCCACCACCCUGUCCAGCCACAACUGGACGGCCCUGCACCCCAACGCCGCCGCCCAGCACGCGGCGCACGUGCAGCUACUACUGGAUCACGGCGCGGUCCUCGUCGGAAAGACAAAAGAUGCGCAGUUUGCAGCCGGCACAUCGUGGAUAGACGUGGCGCCACCGCUUAACCCGCGCGGCGAUGGUAAGCAGCCGCCGGGCGGAGCCGCCGCCGGCGCACUGUCUGCACUCAGCAACUAUACCUGGUUGGGCAAUUCAAUCAGUCAAGGCGCACUUGACGGGACGCUGUCCCAAGCCGCCGCUUACGGGUUGUUCGCACUGCGGGCCACCGCCAGAACAGUCUCCCAAAGGGGAGUCCGCACGAGUUCUCCCAAAUUACAGUCCACCGGGCUUUCCGGCCGGAGCCUCGAAGACCUCGUGCACCUGAUUGCGCCUUCACUUAAGCUCAACCGGCAAGCAACCCAGCCAAGGCGCAUCAUCUACCCUACAGAUUUCGCGCAAUGGCUAUCUGCGAAGCAGAGGGCUCUCAUGGACGAGUUCUUGGUCGCCUGGGAGAAGACCCUCGGCGUCAAGGCAGAGAGGAUGAGUCUUGCGGAUGUCUGGGCCAAAAGCCUGCCUAAUGGAGCGGAUAAUCAGACGCUACAUGAUUACCUGGGUAAUGCGGCGUACUAUGCUUUUUGCUAUGACUUUUAUCAUAACUAUGACGACUUCCGGUCCGCCUUUAAGGCCAAGUUUGGCCAGGCGCCCUACACAGAGCCGAACGUGGCAGAACAGUGGUCUGUCGGCGCAAAGACAGACGGCAGGGCGGCGAAGAAGAAGCUCGAGGUAUUCACUACGUGGUUUAGCAGCAACGUUGCAUCCGCCGCGAACGGUGCGCCAGAAAAGGCCGCCGUUAUCGUGCCAGUUCUUGCCCAAAACGACAUGAAGUACAACCCGAGUAAAGGUCUUCAUCCUAACAUCCUCGCUCCCGUCCUCGGCAGGCCGCAGAUGUCGGCUCCCUUUGCCCAGAUCGCGAUGGAGGGCGACGGCAAUUCCUACGUGCCCUUCUCCGCCAGUGUCAUGGGCGCCAAGGGCGACGACAUCAUGCUCGUCCAGAUCAUGAAGCGCGCCUUUGACAUCGCUGAUUGGCGCGUCCGCGUUGACCCGGGACGGUUGACGUUUCCUGUGGGCAACAACUCCCGCGGCGUGGAUGAUCACCACCAGGAUCCGUAUCCCCCGCCUAUCACAGGCGGCAUCUCGUUUGUGGUGGAUGACAGAGAGCUGUAG